Molecule: messenger RNA, 2172 nt
Organism: Hermetia illucens (black soldier fly)
Lineage: Eukaryota; Metazoa; Arthropoda; Insecta; Diptera; Stratiomyidae
Exons: 5
Coding region: 118-2064 (648 amino acids)
Cellular component (GO): membrane
Source: RefSeq, a predicted model, not a curated record
AGUUAGUUGUUAGUUUUUAAACAAUUCGCACAUACGAGGACUCAAUCUAAAUAGUUGAGUAUCUUUUUUUUUUCCAAGUUUUUACUAUCGCACCGGCUCUACUUUAUCUAGGACAAAAUGCUGUUUGCACAAUUUCAAAGUAUCCUUUCGGUGAUAACCGGACUCGUUCUUUUAUGUGUUACUUCACAUUUCGUGAAUUCUAAACCUAGUCCAGGUUUGGAGUUAUCCUCGCUUCUGCGCCGCGAUAUAAAGCCGACGCGAUGCAAGCCUCCUUUUUUGAAAAAUGGGAACGUAAGAUUUCGGCAACGUAAAAAAAUUAUAAAGUUUGAAUGUGGGCCAGGAUAUCAAUUGCGUGGAUCGUCGUACGCCGGCUGUUUCAAUGGAAAAUGGGAUGCGCCGAUUCCAGUGUGUGCUAAACGUGGCUGCAACAAGCUAAAUCCACCACCACACGGUUUCUUGCUCGAUGAGGACAAUGGUUUGUUGGUUUACCUUCUCUGUAAGGACGACUAUGAAGUAGUAGGAAUAAGAAGUGCACAUUGCGACGGGAAGAAGUGGGAUCGUGAACUUGGAACAUGUCGUGAGAAAUCAACGAAGCCCCAAACUUGGUGUGACUUCGAAACGGAAAGCCUUUGCGGUUGGACGUCUAAUGUUAUGGCAGAUGGAUUUGAAUGGAAACGACACCUUGCACACCAGGCAACUUGGAUCCACAAUGGACCCCAGUUUGAUCAUACAUUCAAUGAAUCAUCAAAAGGACAUUACAUGCUUCUGGAAACAAACAAUGGAUUUGAGGAUGAGUGGGCACGUCUCAUCUCACCCCUGUAUAGCCCAAAUGAGAGUAUGAACGCAUGCUUUUCAAUGAGUUACUUUAUGAGUGGUGCAGCCCAGGGCACAUUACGAAUUUAUGUGAAACCCUUAUCCGUAGAUAUGGACACCAUUCUGGAGAAUCCAAAAUAUAUGUUUUUCAAUAUAUCAGGGAAUCAACGUAACCUCUGGCAUAAUAUUACCGUCGAUAUCGACCAGUAUGAUGAAUCCUUUCAAGUGAUUAUAGAAGGAACGCCAGGAAACGGUCAUUUAUUCGAUGUUGCUGUUGAUGAUGUUGCAAUUUUUCAAGGAACUCAUUGCGCAAUGGAAGAGGAAAAACUAAAACAAGAGAAAAAUAAAAACGAAACUGAAGAACGUGGGAAUGUGUUCGAUUAUCGCUCAUGCAAAUCACGAUGUUCUGAAACUUCUCCGUCGUCAGUUCCUGAUGAAACUCGACCUGAUGGCAGUAUAAUCAAAGCCUGUGAUUGCCACGUUGAUUGUGAAGAAACAUGUUGUCCUGAUUAUAGAAGUAUAUGCGCUUUUGCUGCGUCCGCCGAGACGGAUUUAUUCAUAUACAAUAGCGACACCAUAGAAGAAACUACGCUCCCUAUACGACUGCCAUUCGCGAAAACUGGAACGCAGAGCUUUGCGACUUCAACAAUGGUUCCUCAGACUAACGACAGGGCCAAGUUCACCAUCAAAUCAUCAACGACUAGACCGAUUACUGCUUCCAAUAACAAUGUGUCGUCAAGAAUCAACACUAAAGCUACAACCGAAUUCUCGCUAGUGCCAUCAACCAAACAAAGCAAAAGGUUAACAAAUUUGUUUAUUGUCGGAACGACGAGCUCUAUCAUAACACGAAUGACAGAAACUGGCCAUACAGAAUUUUUGGUAAGCUCAUUUAGUAACAGCCACAAAAUGAAUAGUGUCAGCCAAUUACCGACAAACAUGAUGAAAGAUGACCCAACAGCCAACACUCUUGAAAUAUACAGCCCCGAUGAUGGGAUAUCAAUUGAAGAAGGUUCCGGGACGACUCCACUUCCUCUCUUUAUAAUUCUGUCAUCAAUUUUCACUAUAUGUUUACUGUUGGCUGGGGCUAGCAUUGCCAUCAAACACUAUCGAAGAAAAUAUGGUCCAGAAAAUUACAAAAUUAAUGCUGAAACGGCCAAUCGAAAUGGUCGUAUUCCAGGUGAAUUCAGUGACGUUAUGUACUUAGCAAAUGAGGAACAAAUUGACUUUACAAUGCAAACGGUUCAAACAUAAUGUAAAUAUAAAUAUACAAAACAAUAGCAUUUAAAAACGCCAAUAGCUUAAUUGCUGUUCGGAAAUAUGACCUGAAAAUGUAUAAACAAUAAAGAAGGUUCUUCCUAA